This is a messenger RNA of Lates calcarifer (barramundi perch), 1849 nucleotides long. It is a transcript of the gene ifit10, whose product is annotated as interferon-induced protein with tetratricopeptide repeats 10. Bases 172 to 1593 code for a protein of 473 amino acids. The record is from RefSeq and is a predicted model, not a curated record. Gene Ontology annotation, molecular function: protein binding. Lineage: Eukaryota; Metazoa; Chordata; Actinopteri; Centropomidae. Gene Ontology annotation, biological process: defense response to virus. Gene Ontology annotation, cellular component: cytosol. The transcript is spliced from 10 exons.
UCUCAGGUCUGAGUAUCUGUUCAGUCUCUGAGCUGACGGAGCAGUCAGAUCAAUAACUUAAUCAGUAUCUAAUCAUCAUCAUCAUCAUCAUCGAGGCUUGUCUUCUCUCAGUCAAAGUGAGGAGAGGAGUUUCCUGUUUUCCAGCUGAGUCAGAACCCUGAACGUUUCAUCAUGAGUGAUCUGCGCUGCAGACUGCUGCAGCUGCAGAGUCGCUUCACCUGGGACCUGAAGAAGGACGACAUGGACCUGGAAAACCUCAGCACUCGACUCCAGGCCCAUAUAGACCUUCAGCUGGGACAGCAGGGAGCUGUGGCUCGCUCCUACAGUUUCUUGGCUUAUGUCAGGUAUCUCCAGGAUCAACCAGAGGAGGCGGUAUCACUUCUCAACCAAUCAGAGGAGAAGACCAGGGAGUGUUUUGGCGAGGAGAGUGAGCGGCGGCUCAUUGUGACGUAUGGAGACCUGGCCUGGUUGAAAUACCACACUGGAGAUUAUCAACAGUCACAAGCCUACUGUCAGAGAGUCAACGACAUACUGUUGAAGUAUCCUACUGACUCCCCUGAGGUUCUCCACCCAGAGGUGUACGGAGAAAAGGCCUGGACUUUCCUCAAGUUUUCUUGGUCUUAUUAUCCCAAAGCCGUCGACUGUUUCCGCAAAGCAUUGGAGCUGCAGCCUGAUGACAGCGAGUGGAACGCCGGCUAUGCUAUUGCCCUUUACCGCACAGAACCAAUGUUUUCAGAAGCACCUGAGGAGUCACCAGGCACCAAACAGCUUCGCAGAGCCCUGGAGAUCAAGCCUGAUGACGGGGUCCUGAUGUCGCUAUUGGCUAUGAAGCUGGGAACCUACAACAAACACCAAGAGGCUGACAACCUCGUGGAGAGAGCACUGAAGAUUGAUCCAGACAACCCUCAUGUCACCCGCUAUGUAGGAAAAUACCUUCGAAGUCAGGGUGAUUAUGAUCGGUCCAUUGCUCUGCUGAAGCAAACACUGGAGAGGUCCAAUCAUUCGUCUGUCACCCACCAUCAGCUGGCUUUGUGCUACAUGAGGAGGAAAAGUGAUGAACAGAUCAAGAAGCCUGUCAACCACCAGACAGUGAAGCACUGGAGGAGUCUGUGUAUUCAACACCUGGAGGAAGCCGUCAGGAUCAGGGCCUCAUUUGUCCUCGCAAUAGCUGAUCUGGCUCUGAUGUAUGCAGAGGAAAAGGAUUUCAGCAGAGCUGAGGAGUUGUUCCAGCAGGGCUUGGAAAAUUUAUCAGAGAAAAAGAUUUGUCAGAUUUUCCAUCACCGCUAUGCUAACUUUCAUCUCUAUCACACUAAACAAGAAGCUGAAGCCAUCGAGCACUACACACAGGGUUUGCUAAUACCACUGAAGACAUGGGAGUGGAAACAAUGUGCUAAGAAGCUGAAGCUGAUCGCAGAGCGACGUCUCGCAAAAGACCAGAGCGACGGCCAGGCUUUCGCUCUGUUGGGUAUGGUGGCCAAAGCUGAGGACAACAAGAAGGAAGCUGCUGGAUUUUAUGAGAAAGCUCUGGACUGUGAUGAAAACCAUGAUGAGUACCUGUCUGCUCUGUGUGAGCUGCGCAUGGAGCUGCAGUGAUCUGAGAUGAAACAUCUUUCUGAUCGCACUUUAAGUCAAAGUUUAAUCACUGCACUUCUUGUUUAGAUAAAAUCACAUCAUCAGCUCUACAGGUCCUGAGUUUAACCUGGAUCUGAUUCUUAUUUGUUUGUCUGUGAUCAGAUUUUAGUUAAACCUCCUCAAUGUGUGAUUUAAUUUAAAUUUAAAUAUGUUGGGACAUAAAUCACUGCUGUUACAGCCAGACAUUUAUCUUAAAUGAAGAUUUAAAAAACACAAA